AUGAUUCCAGGACCGAUCGUUGGUGUGCAUGUACGUCGCACAGACAAACUAAUCGAGGAAGCGAAAUAUCAUCCUGUAGAAGAGUACAUGGCGUGGACAGACAUCUACUUUCAGAUACAAGAUCGCUUACGGAAGCGUAAUGUGACGCGCCGAGUGUACAUCGCAUCCGACGAUCCCACGAUCCUGCCAAAAAUCAAAAAAAUGUCUGUGAUAUUGUACCCAGACUACAAGGUGUACGGUAACGUUCGUUUUGCCGAGGCAGCCGAGAAUCGCUACAACGAGCGAUCGCUACGUGGACUUCUGAGCGAUGUGGUGACGCUCAGCAAGUGCGACUACCUCGUUUGCACAUUCUCUAGCCAUUUCUGCCGAGUGGCGUACGAGCUCAUGCAAGUCCGACGUGGUGAUGCUGGCGAGAAUUUCCAUUCCCUCGAUGAGGACUACUUUUAUGGUGGACACAGGCUUCACUUGCGUAUGUCAUUACGCCUGUUAUUGCCCUUUUCCAAAUGA
Ostertagia ostertagi is the source of this 507-nucleotide messenger RNA. Lineage: Eukaryota; Metazoa; Nematoda; Chromadorea; Rhabditida; Trichostrongylidae. The record is from the annotation of a GenBank genome assembly.